AUGGACAAUUUAACCGCGAAGCCGCUGUCCCCCUUUGCACAGAACAGUUCCACCAGCUCUUACUCACUGUACGGAUACGCUCUUACCAUUGUCUUUGUGCCUAUUUGCUGUAUCGGCGUGGCUAGUAGUAUCACGAUCAUCCUGAUUUCCUCCCAUGUCUCUACGCAGCAUCGUCCCAGCAACGCGAUGCUGAUUAACCUAGCCGUGGUGACAUUGUUUGUCUGCGGCAUUGUCUUGCCGCUGCUGAUCUACAUGAGUUUUCUGGACAGGGUUAGCAAUCCCGAUUGUAUAUUGUGUCAAAGCGUGGCGUUCCUCUCGUACGCGUCAUGGUGCGUGUCGGCCUACGCACACGCCGUGUUGUCGGUGGAUCGGGCCUUCUCCGUGGGUCAUCUGGGCCGGAGCAAGACCUAUCAGCAGAAUAUCUGGCUGAACAUCACCCUCAUCUGGCUCACAUGGUGGAUAUCGUUUUCUUUGUUCGUCUUCCCGUUAUUCCGCAUCGGUGGGCAGUAUGGCUAUUCGUUUCUCAUGCGCCGCUGCAGUCUCGUUCAGGUGACCUCGCUAGCGUACCAGAUGAGCUUCCUGGUGUUUGCCGUUAUUGUCCCGUUCGCGGUGGUGUGCGGAUGUUAUGGCUACGUGGUGUGGCGCAUUAAAAGGUCACAGCAGAAAAUUAGCGGGCAGAGAAUGGUGCGGCUGAGCACCACCACCUCGACGGAGCCGUUUGGAAAGGACAUGGUGCGGUACGCGCGACAGAAGGCACAGAAAAUGCGAUCGGAGUUACGCAUAACGAAGGCUACGGCUACCACAUCCGCUGUCUUCUUUGUCUGUUUUCUUCCUGGAUCGUCCUUUGGUUUUGGAGCACCGCUUCUUCAGAGCCUCCCUCGCGGUAUUUUUCCAGGAGCCUUGCUUGCCAUGGCUUUUGCAGGUUGUGGGCUGUGCCCUUUGGUGUAUGUAAGCGCAAAUCCCGAUACUAGAAGAGAUGUUGCUCGACUCGUUGGCAAAAUUUUUUACGGUCGUCAUGUUUCAAGCGUCGCCACUGUCAGCGAAGCGGAUAAGCACCUGAAUGUCAAUCUACCGAUACAAUCUUACAGUUAUGACCUUUCUCAGGCCAGUUCCAGAAUGUCCGGAAAUUGUUUCCAGGAACUGGCGGUUCCACGCUCACAAGUUCGAGCACAGACGAUAUGAUUUGCUUUGAUCCAUUUCCGUCCCGACAUGACAUAGUCUUUUGCAGCAGUAUAUCUGUGAGCUACGAGUACCUAAAGUUCUACAAUAACUGUAUUGCGGUGACUCUCAGAUCGCUACAUCGCAGCCUCGCAGAACGGUCCAAAAGCCAUAAAAAUGGCAAGCGGUCUGAAUCAGACCCAUUCUUCCCUGCAAACCAUCUUCUGUGACGAUCCUGCAGCACGGUCCAAAUCGCCUUUUUCAACCGGUAGGUAUUUGUGUCCUGCAGCUCCCUGCUCCCUUUCAAAAAAGACACAGGGAAGGGCAGGUGUCCUGCAGCUCCCUGCUCCCUUUCAAAAAAGUCACAGAGAAUGGCAGGCCAGUUACCCUUUGCUCUACACGCGCUUUUAGCGGUUAUUGUACAUCAGAUCUGGUGGUGCUGAUGUGCUAAACGCCUGCUAUGUACUUUGCAUAUUCGCAAGCUUCUUUCAAAACGCAGCCUUUUCGGAUCAGCCGGCGGAG
This is a messenger RNA of Paramacrobiotus metropolitanus, 1680 nucleotides long. Its product is annotated as G-protein coupled receptor moody-like. Gene Ontology annotation, biological process: G protein-coupled receptor signaling pathway. Bases 1 to 1182 code for a protein of 393 amino acids. Gene Ontology annotation, cellular component: membrane. The record is from RefSeq and is a predicted model, not a curated record. NCBI's taxonomy places the organism in Eukaryota, Metazoa, Tardigrada, Eutardigrada, Parachela, Macrobiotidae. The transcript is spliced from 3 exons. Gene Ontology annotation, molecular function: G protein-coupled receptor activity.